AUGUUUGUGUUAUCUUAGAAAAAUAACCUUUCGGUUUUUUUUUCGGUAUUUAUAAUAAUUAAUGAGUUACACAAUUAGGUGCAAUCGACAGCUCAAAUUAAAAAGCUCAUAAUACUGCACUAUUAUCUACUUCACAAUGGAUCAAAACCGUGUCUUCGUACGACGAGCUCUUCAUAAACUGUUACCAGCAUCCAUUAUUGGUGAAGUAGCCUGCUUCGUGUUUUACGAUCACCAUCCGAGAGACAAGACACGCUUGGACGUAACCGUGUGUACCAAUUCUGGCGAAAUACUCGAGUACUAUCACCAUGAAUUAAUAUCUUCUUUGCUAAUAGAAACCGUAGGCCAUACCACGGAUAUCAAAAUUUUACGAAAUAGCAACUGCGAACUUUUUUAUUUAGUUGUUUUAAGUGGUGAGAUAGUAAUAAUAUCUAGAAAAGAUGGUCUUCAAGUUCAUAAUAGAGUUGGUAAUGUUGAUUCAUUUACCAUAGAUGAUGUAGAGUGCACAGGGCUAGCUCGUUUGAGAAUAAUUCGCAACGAUGAUGCAGUACCUCUAGUAUUUGAUGAUAAUUUUAUUAUUCUCAGUCAAAGUCAGAUAGAUUUACCGAACAAUCAGACAGAGGAGUCGCCCAUUGUGAAACAACUUAUGCAAAAGUUGACUGAAGCUAAAUACACAACAAAACAUAAUGAGUUAAAAUAUAAAGAUUAUGUUAAUAUGAGACAAGCUGCAGCGUUUGCCCUUUAUCAGAAGGCCACAUUUAAUUUGGACAAUGCUGUAUCUACUCUUAAGCUUGGUUUGAGUGAGGUUUCCAAUCUCCUAAAAGUGUCAGUGAAGGAGCCCGUUAUAAAAAUGUGCAAUAAAAAAGUAGUAAUGUUAAUAAAAUUAACAAACAAUAACAAUGUAUCCAUAAAAGAUGUACACAUCCUUUUUCACAGUGAUUUCAAACAAUCAAUAGAAUACAGGACAAGAGUUUUUGUGAACACAACAAAAUCUCCAUUUUGGAAGGAAACCGAUGCUGUGAUCGCCAGUCACAAUGAGUCAAUGCUCGCUGCUGUGAUAGAUUUAGACGAGCUGCAAUUUGAUGAAACGAGUAGAAUAAAUCUAGAUGUUGCCUUAUCUUUUACCAAAAGCAAUAAAACUCAUUUGAUGACACUUGAGAGUGUUUCAAUACGUCCAUUGGAUAUGAUGGGAGAGAAUUUUGAUAUUUUAUACUCCAAUGUUGAUAACAAUUAUUUGGUACUCUGCAUUAUAUCUACAUCAGAAUGCUUUGAUCUACAUCUCAGACACAUAACAGAGUCCAAUGACAUAGUAACACUGUCUGAUAUAUUCCAUACACAUUUGAAAAUGGACAUGUGCCUGGAAAAACUAGCCAUACAUAAAGCUAAGCCUUUCCACAAACUCCAUGGGGUUGUGGUUGUGUUUGAAGAUAAUAUCCAGGGCACAGACAUAAUGCACGUUAAAGUUUAUACACGAUUUCCUUCGCAAGUGUUGGCAUUAAUGCAUUACAUCUACGACGUUGUACCAUAUAGAAUUAUCGUGACCACAUCUGACUACAAAAUAUCUGGAAUGGGCUUUAGUUUGUCGAAUUAUACGGAAACACCCCAUAACAAACCGACCAACUAUACUGAAUGUGCAGCAUCAAUAGUUAAACAGAUCAAGAUAAUUAAAGAAUACAUUGAUGAGUGUACAGCAAAGAUGAUGGAAGAUGGCAGUUCAGAGAUGGAAGAUAAAAUUGGUACAGAAGUUGAUUUGAUGGCGUCGGGAGUGCCAAAGUUUUUGGAGUUCAGGAAGAAGAUACUUGAAGAAAGCUUGAAAGGUGUAAAGAGUGUAAUGUCACCAGAUGAUCAAUCGUCAGAGAAUGACAUGGACUGUAUGAUAAUAGACGAUGAUGCCUGAAAAUCGACAAUAAGUUCUUUACUAAGGCCUGAAAUAAGCAAGCGACGAGACUGAAUAAUAUAGGAAAGUUUUGUUAAGGUCAUUUAUACCGGACACCGUUAAUCAUUAUGGUACCACGAAAAUCAUAUUACAAAACUCGAAAGUACCCAAAAAGCUCCACUUAAGGAACGUGAAGUGAGAAAAAGUAAGAGAAAGAAAUAAGAUAAGAACACAUAGUACUACAUGGAGGGAGAGGUAAGAGAAACAUGACAUAUUAGGUAUAAAGGAUUUUUAAAAUAGAGAUGGAUGGAUGGAAAUAUUUUGUGAUGCGAUAUUAGGGUAAGAGACUGUUUAGUCAAUCUAUUCUGCUAAGUCCGUUUAGUUUUGGAUGUAGUGGUAGGAAGUGAUAGACAGAGCAAUAGACUACAAGCCCUUGAACAAAAAUUACAUGUGAAAUGACCCAACGUGAUUAAUGCUUAGAAGGCUGUUACUAUAUCAGAAAAUAACUCUGAGCACUAUGCUGUCAUUUCUGAGCGGUACAGGUGAGUACGCGAGUGAUAAGUAAGGAUUGCGACUCUUAUAUUUUUACUCCUGCGCUGGAAAAAUCUACGGCGUUUUAUUAUGUGUACAAAACGAAUUGCACAAAUGCCGUACAGUAAUAAAUGACCUAUUUUGCUUCUGCAAUUGUCGACAAUUAAAAGUUUGUUCUGACUUCCGGCAACACCAUUUUAGUACGGCACUAGGAUUUUCGACAUUUAUUUUUAAUCAUCUUUAACACUAUAACAAAGCCGUACAAUUAUAAUUAGUCGUAAUUCAUCAUUUGUACCUGAAAAAUUCUAUUUACUCGCGUACUUCACCACUGUACCGCUCAGAAAUGACGGCAUAGUGUUCAGUUAUUAUCUGAUAUAGUAAGCGUUAUUCACGUUGGGUCAUUUCAUAGGUAAUUUUUGUUCAAGGGCUUGUAGUCUACAAGCGCGCUUGUGUGUAUAAACUGAAGGAGCGUCAGUUCCUUAGAUUUUACACAUUAAAUGCCUAUAGUCUGGCAUGUUCGUUGAUGAAACUCCCACGAUAUGCGGGCGACGGGGGGAAAGACUGCGCGUGUGUGAAAUCGUGCGUGCGGGGAAAUGAGGUGCAUCGGUCUGUUUUUCAUUCAUCACUACACGCCGCCCGGCCCGCGCGGCCCAUCGGAAGUGUUACGAAAGAAGUUGCUAAGUUAUAAGUGAGGAAAUUUGUAGACAUCUUUAAACUCGCGUAUAAAACACGUCAUCUGGACGGGCUCUUACGCGCUUGUCCUUUUUAACCGACUUCCAACAAGAAGGAGGUUCUACGUUCGGCUGUAUGUGUUUUUUUUUUAUGUAUAAAGUCCAGCGAUAAUUCCGUCAUUUAUGGACCGAUUUUGAAAAUUUUUUUUUUAUUCAAUGAUAUUCAAUGACUAGCAAACGGUUACACCCACAUGGUUGCAUUUCUGUAGGUAUACAGGGAUAAAAUAUAGCCUAUAUCACUCAGAGAUAGUGUAGCCUCCCAACAGUGAAAGAAUUUAUAAAAUCUGUUCUGUAGUUUGAGAGCCUAUUCAAUGCAAAUAAACUAACAAUCAAAUCAGUCCUCUAUAUAAUAUUAGUAUAGACAAGUAAGCCAUUUACUGCGAUCUCAUCUGAUGUUAAGUGUGAACGUAAGACAUAAAGUGAUGUUAAUAGUAAGAUGGAAGUGGGCUUAAUUGGUUAAACAGUUACAAGUUUAUUCAACCAAUGCCUCUACGCAGCAUCGUACCGGAACGCUUGGCGGUAUAUCUUUGCUGGUAGGGUGGUCACUAGCCACGGCCGAUGCGUAGUACCAGACCAGACCUUAGAAAUUAUAAUAUCCUAAAGGUUGAGAGAGGUCCUGGGAAUCGAACCCAGACCUACCUGUUGAGAACCGCACCACUACCAAGUGCGCUAGGAAGAUUGUCUGUCCUGUACUUAGCACUACUACAUCGAAAGACAAUGAACUAUCCAGAAUAGAUUGACUUGAAUUAUUCAAUCGUAUUUGUUGAUUAUUAUUAUUAGCAAUACGCUUUAAUUGUUGCCAUGUUUAAAAAGCUUUAUUGUAUAAAAAAAAACACAUUAUAAGUAAAAAAAUAUUAUUUUAUUAAAUUUUACAAUGAAAUGGAAAAA
Molecule: messenger RNA, 4023 nt
Organism: Bicyclus anynana (squinting bush brown)
Lineage: Eukaryota; Metazoa; Arthropoda; Insecta; Lepidoptera; Nymphalidae
Exons: 5
Coding region: 137-1894 (585 amino acids)
Source: RefSeq, a predicted model, not a curated record